Molecule: messenger RNA, 608 nt
Organism: Panicum hallii
Lineage: Eukaryota; Viridiplantae; Streptophyta; Magnoliopsida; Poales; Poaceae
Exons: 2
Coding region: 73-330 (85 amino acids)
Source: RefSeq, a predicted model, not a curated record
CCUAUACAAAUACAAACCCGUCGAUCUGCAGGGUGCUGGGGCCGGACACGCCGCGAGCAAAGCGAACCGAAGAUGGCCUCCAUGAAGCUCUCCGUCACCUUCCUCCUCCUCCUCUCCGGGCUCGCCGUGUUCGGCGGGACUGCGGCGGCGGCGGCGAAGGCGUGCGGGGUGCAGUGCUUCCAGGGCGGCUACAUCACCUGCGACAACUACCCGGGGAAGCAGCUGGAGGGGUGCGCCUGCGAGUGCGCGCCCAGGAACGGCAAGAACUGCGUGCUCCACCUCCUGAGCAGUGGCACCACGUCCAACUGCACGGUGGCGCAUCAGGCGUAGCAACAGCUACCGCCUGGACCAGGAGAGCCCGACCCACAAGUUCGUGUUUCUUGGUGUCCGAGAAACAAUACCGUAGCAUCUCGGAAGAAAUGCGUGAAUGGUGAUGGAAUAAUGUUGCGGAAUAAUAAAGUAGCAGUGUGAUAUAUAUGCCUCGCUUGGUUACCGGUCCUUGAGUUGGCUUUGUUGUAGUCUCCCUGGUUUCGUCUUUAAUUUGUACCUCGGUUACUUAUCCAUUGUAAACUUUUUUGAAAAAAAUAUUAAGUGAAAGUAAAAUGAAA